AUGUCGCGCGAAGUUGUUAAACCUACCUUUCGUUCACGUGUUCGGACUUACUUCACUGUCAUCGGUGGCAUCUACGUUGCCCUAUUACUGCUCUUGACUAUCCCUUGGAUCCAGUCACAUGCAGUAUUCAUGAAUGUUGUCAAGCUCCCCCUCUUCGCACAGUACGAUAAUCCCGAGAAUUACGGGAUGGCACCUGGCAAGGUGGCCAAUAUCAAGAUAGUUACCCCAGAUAAUCAUACACUCGGUGCAUGGUUUAUUCUCUCUGAUAACAUCUACCAGUCUAUGCCUUUCCCCCCGCCGCCCAACGCGGCAGAAAAUGCUCUACAUGAAGCACUGGCUUCACAGCCUACCAUUCUCUUCCUCCACGGAAACACUGCCACGCGCGCUUUCUACGUGCGCGUUCGUCAAUACUCCGGUUUCUCAUCUCGCGUGCGCGCCAAUGUACUCGCGAUAGAUUAUCGGGGUUUUGGUGAUAGCGAAGGUACGCCCAGCGAAACUGGUCUGAUGACCGACAGCCGUGCUGCGUGGGACUGGCUCAUUACCAACGGCGCAAAUCCAAAAGACAUCGUUAUCAUCGGCCACAGCCUUGGCACAGCAGUUGCCUCAAAGCUCUCAGUCUCCUUGGCCGAGGAUGGCACCCAAUUCAGAGGGUUAGCCCUUUUAUCCCCCUUCUCAUCUCUGCAUGCUGUUGUGGAUACUUACUGCGUGUUCGGGUUCCUCCCCGUCAUGCUGCCUUUGACCAUGGUACCUGGUGCGGCUGAACUUUUUAAGUCCUCCCUUCGCCACGAGUUCAAUACCUUGUCCAUCAUCUCGAGGGUCAAAGUGCCCUUGCUCAUACUCCACUCGGAAAAUGACUGGGACAUUCCCCAUUGGCAUUCCGACGCACUCUUUGAUUCCCUGUUAGAGCCGUACCUAACUCCCCUUGCCGCCCUUCCUCACAACGUCACCUUGUGGUCGAAUGAGGAGUGGAGUGAGUACGAAGGGCAGAUGACAUUGCGGGAUAGGGAGCGCGAGUCGUUGGUCACUCGAACCCAUAUACACAAUUUCGGUGUUAUGCACGAGUUCGAGAGCUCAGGGAAGAAAAUUGUAUUAGUAAAGGCUCUCACUGGGUGGCAUGAGCCCGGGACGAUUGAGGGUGUACAGGAUAUGAUACGUCAUGUAUUCUCCCUUGCAUGA
Molecule: messenger RNA, 1176 nt
Organism: Pisolithus orientalis
Lineage: Eukaryota; Fungi; Basidiomycota; Agaricomycetes; Boletales; Pisolithaceae
Product: Alpha/Beta hydrolase protein
Exons: 5
Coding region: 1-1176 (391 amino acids)
Biological process (GO): phosphatidylserine catabolic process; monoacylglycerol catabolic process
Cellular component (GO): endoplasmic reticulum membrane
Molecular function (GO): monoacylglycerol lipase activity; phosphatidylcholine lysophospholipase A1 activity
Source: RefSeq, a predicted model, not a curated record